GUGUCUUUCCACAUGACUCACUCUCCUAAUAGGGAGACCAGGUGAACAGGCAGGUGUUCAGAGCAGGGACCAUUUGAGGUGGGGCUGGAGGCUAGCUGAUAGCACACCCUCAGCCCUACCAUCCCUGGCUUCAGACUGGCUGGCUUCUCAGCCGAGGUCCCCACCUUUACAACAGGACUCAUUGUGCCUUGAACUAGACCCAGGCCUUCUUCUCCCUCUAGGAUCACAGCUGCAUGUGUAUAAACCCCAAAACACUACACACUCCUUCAGAGUCCAGGAGAUCAGUGUUCCCAGAGCCUACUUGGGAAACUACACUAAAACCCAGUUAGUGGCCCAAGGCCCCUCUUUCACACCCCAGCCAUUCCACGGCCCCACCUACCCCCAAAGACGGAUGCACCUUUCUCGGAGCCAGCAUGGAGAACACAGGCCCACAGCUUCUGAACUGGCUUUCCUAUUUGUCUCAUCCCCCAACUGUCUUAACAGUUUCCCUGAGGAAAAGCUCUUAAUUCUAGCUAAGCUGUUCUACCAACUCCCACCCCCAGGAGGGCAGGGCCAGAGGCUGGACAAAACUGUGCCUGUGGCUGGUGGCUCCCCUGAGACCAGUUGUGCCCAUGUCCUCCAUCAGUUCACAACAGGGACAGGCCUGACCACCCGUGUUUCAGGAGGCGCAUCCCAUCGGGGCCAGACUGUAGGGAGGCUGCUGAGAAGGCUGCAACUUCGUGGCCUGCGGCCGGUCCCGCAAGAGAUGGCCCCAGGGGCGCCCGCACUGCUGCUGCUGCUGUCGCUGCUGUCGCUGCCGGGUCUCCCGCCUCGCGCUGCCGGCUGCCCUGCGGCCUGCCGCUGCUACAGCGCCACGGUGGAGUGCGGCGCCCUGCGGCUGCGCCUGGUCCCGUCCGGAAUCCCGCCUGGGACGCAGACGCUGUUCCUGCAGGACAACAGCAUCGCGCGCCUGGAGCCGGGCAUCCUGGCGCCCCUCGCCUCCCUGCGUCGUCUCUACCUGCACAACAACAGCCUGCGCGCCCUGGAGCCAGGCGCCUUCCGUGCACAGUCGCGCCUGCUGGAGCUGGCGCUCACCGGCAACCGGCUGCGCGCCCUGCGCGUUGGCGCUUUUGCCGGCCUGGCCCAACUGCGCGUGCUCUACCUAGCUGGCAACCAGCUGGUACAGCUGCUGGAUUUCACCUUCCUACACUUGCAGCGACUGCAGGAGCUGCACCUGCAGGAAAACAGCAUCGAGCUGCUGGAGAACCAGGCCCUGGCCGGGCUCUCCUCGCUGGCACUGCUGGACCUCAGCAGGAACCAGCUGGGCACCAUCAGCCAGGAGGCCCUGCAGCCCCUGGCCAGCCUGCAGGUCCUGCGCCUCACAGAGAACCCAUGGCGCUGUGACUGUGCCUUGCACUGGCUGGGAACCUGGAUCAAGGAAGGGGGCCAGCGACUGCUCAGCUCCAGGGACAAGAAAAUCACGUGUGCAGAGCCCCCCCGCCUGGCACUUCAGAGUCUCCUGGAAGUAUCUGGCAGUAGCCUCAUCUGCAUCCCACCCUCUGUGCACGUGGAGCCGCUGGAGGUGACAGCCAACCUGGGUGAGGACCUGAGGGUUGCCUGCCAGGCUUCCGGCUACCCGCAGCCCCUGGUGACCUGGAGAAAGGUGGCGCAGCUUCGCGAGGGGCCGCCGCAGGCCCAGGCCCAACCUGAAGGCGGGGUGCCGGGCCCAGGUGGGCCCGGGGCAUCCGACACGGGCAGCGGCAUGCUCUUCCUCACCAACAUCACCCUGGCCCACGCCGGCAAGUACGAGUGCGAGGCCUCCAACGCCGGCGGCGCCGCCCGCUUGCCCUUCCAGCUUCUGGUCAACCUGUCCCAGCAGCUGCUGCUGGCGCCUGCGCCGCCCCGGGCCGGCGACCCAGUCAGCCACGAGUCCCUGCCCGAGGCGGGCGGCAUGGCCUUUCGCGCCCUGGGCCUGGCCACGCAGACGGCCAUCGCAACGGCCAUCGCGCUCCUGGCGCUCACGGCGCUGCUGCUGGCGACCAUGAUCUGCCGCAGGCGGCGCAGGCGCAAAAAGGCACCAGGGCCUCCCGGGGAGGGCGCGCUCUUCGUCAACGAUUAUUCGGAUGGGCCCUGCACCUUUGCGCAGCUCGAGGAGCUCCGCGACGAGCGGGGCCACGAGAUGUUCGUCAUCGACCGCUCCAAGCCGCUCUUCGCCGAAGGCCCGGCGGAGGCGGCCGAGGUCGCAACGCCCGGAAUCGCGCAGGGCCUCCCGCAGCAGCCGCCGGCCGCCUACGAGAUCCGCUGCUGAAAGGCGGGGGGAGGGGGGGGCGGACGCGCGCUGAUGACGCAAGCCCCACGGAUUGGCCGGGCUGGAUGUCCCCGCGCAUGCUCCAGCGCGAUCAGUAAAGGGUGGAAGCUGCG
Messenger RNA from Physeter macrocephalus (sperm whale), 2400 nucleotides. RefSeq names its product leucine rich repeat containing 24 (gene LRRC24). Bases 392 to 2287 code for a protein of 631 amino acids. The record is from RefSeq and is a predicted model, not a curated record. Lineage: Eukaryota; Metazoa; Chordata; Mammalia; Artiodactyla; Physeteridae. Gene Ontology annotation, molecular function: protein binding. The transcript has 5 exons.